CUCCAGCUCAGUCCCAGUUUCCGCGGCCAUGGAUCGGGCUGUCUGUCGCUCUCUUAUCAGAGAGGUCAACAGAGCUUCAAUACUAUCCCGAGAGGCCAGGCCAAAGACGACCGCCACCAAUUUUCGUGUCAUCUUCGAGCAGGGACACCGAAGUGGCUCGAAUCGCUUUGAUUAUGAUCUCCAGAACGCCCUGACCUUCAUGCGCUCGCAACGGAUGCACAAGACAUUGUUGGACCGCUAUAACCCUUUGCAUGACCUCACCACAGAAGAAAGAAUCAAAGCCACCGCGCGACGGGUGGGGCUGGACAUGCCCAUACAUACCCCUGAAGGCGAAGAUGGUUCUUGAAUGAGUGGUGGCUUUGGUUCAGAUCUGCCUGUAUGACCCUGAACCGUUCAUUUGUCGCUUGGGUGGCCAUUCCGCCACAUACGUUGAGGCCGGCUUGUACCUCACGCCAUUGUGAUCUAUCCAGAUACCUUGGUGGUACCAAUUUGGCGAGACGCCACACAAGGACCUCCCUGAAUAGACUAGCCCAGGAUGACGCAUU
Postia placenta MAD-698-R-SB12 is the source of this 545-nucleotide messenger RNA. RefSeq lists its product as hypothetical. Bases 29 to 346 code for a protein of 105 amino acids. Gene Ontology annotation, cellular component: mitochondrial matrix. Gene Ontology annotation, biological process: mitochondrial proton-transporting ATP synthase complex assembly. NCBI's taxonomy places the organism in Eukaryota, Fungi, Basidiomycota, Agaricomycetes, Polyporales, Adustoporiaceae. The transcript is spliced from 3 exons. The record is from RefSeq and is a predicted model, not a curated record.